AAGGAGAAAGAAACAUCAAGAGUAGUCACUGAAAAGUGAAAACUAAUACCAACCUUGCAUGCCAAGUCCCAACUUCAUUUUUCUCCAUUGUUAAUUCCCCUUCCAUAUACCCACAUCCCUCUCUAUCUUCACUUUCAUUCACGUCCAAAACUUGAACAUGAAUCCCUACACAUCAUCACCAUCGUCCUCCAAAUCCAAGAAGAAGCAAACGACAACGCAACAAGAUCAGCAGCAACACGAAACGGCAUGGGGAGGGAGGUACCUCGGCGUGAGGAGGAGGCCGUGGGGAAGGUACGCGGCAGAAAUCCGUGACCCUUCCACCAAGGAAAGACAUUGGUUGGGCACGUUUGACACGGCAGAAGAAGCCGCCCUGGCAUACGACAGGGCGGCUCGCUCCAUGCGUGGAUCACGUGCCCGAACCAACUUCGUCUACCCGGAUACCCCGCCGGGUUCCUCGGUCACCUCCAUUAUCUCACCGGACGAACAAACCCAAACCCAAAUCCAAAUCCAAAUCCAUCAAGCCCAAGAAGAGCUCUCCUCUCUAUUUGCCCCGAACCCGUUUCCACAACCCGACCCGACCCCACCAUUUUCCUUGGGCGGGUACCCGGGGAUCACGAACGCGAACACUCCUACAUUUUCUGCCACCGAAGUUGCGUCAUCCGGUGGCUAUAGCUAUAGUUAUGGUUAUAAUGAAGGAGUAACCAACGUGGAUGGUUCACAUUUUAAGCUCUUUGAUGACGGUGAAACGCAGCUUCCUCCUUUGCCACCGGAUAUCACAAGCUCCAUGGGCUAUGAAAUGGGUCACGGGUUUUACGGAGAUGGAGUCGGGUUUUCGGAUCCAAGUUUUAAUGUGGAUGCUUCCGGGCCGGGUUACCCGUAUUCGGGUUUUGAAUCGGGUGAUUACGUGGUGCAUAGUCCACUCUUUGGCGCAAUGCCACCAGUCUCGGAUAAUGUGGCAACGGGUCAUGAAGGUUUUGAUUUGGGUAGCUCUUCGUAUUUCUUCUGAAAUUAGAGUGAGAGUUAAAACUUCUUCGAAAAUAU
Cajanus cajan (pigeon pea) is the source of this 1041-nucleotide messenger RNA. RefSeq names its product ethylene-responsive transcription factor LEP. Gene Ontology annotation, molecular function: DNA binding; DNA-binding transcription factor activity. The record is from RefSeq and is a predicted model, not a curated record. Lineage: Eukaryota; Viridiplantae; Streptophyta; Magnoliopsida; Fabales; Fabaceae. Gene Ontology annotation, biological process: regulation of DNA-templated transcription.